AUGGGCGGCGGGGCGCGGGAGCUGGCCGGGUACCUGGCGGCGCUGGCCGGGUGGGUGGCGGCGCUGGCGGCCGCCGUGCUGCCGCAGUGGCGGCAAAGCUCGUACGCCGGGGACGCCAUCAUCACGGCCGUGGGGCUCCACGAGGGGCUGUGGAUGAGCUGCGCCGCCCAGAGCACCGGCCAGGUCCAGUGCCGCCUACACGACUCGCUGCUCUCCCUCGAAGUUCACAUCCAGACAUCCCGGGCUCUCAUGGUCAUUUCUCUCCUCCUGGGCUUCUUUGGUAUCAUCGUGAGCGUGGUGGGCAUGAAGUGCACUAAAGUUGGGGAGGAGGAUCCUGUCACCAAGAGCCGCAUAGCUGUUGCUGGAGGUGUCCUCUUCAUUCUGUCUGGUCUGUGCACACUGGCUGCUGUGUCGUUGUAUGCAACACAGGUGACCUAUGAGUUCUUCAGAGAGAGUACCAUCCCCAUCAACGCUAGGUACGAAUUCGGCUCUGCUCUCUUCGUGGGCUGGGGGGCUGCCAGCCUCUCCAUGCUGGGUGGGUCCCUCCUGUGCUGCUCCUGCCCUGCCAAGGAGCCCCGAGGACAGCAGUACCAUCGGCAGUCACAGCCCUCCACGGCCCGGGAAUAUGUCUGAGCCCUGUGCCUGGCUGCCGCCCAGUGCCUCCCUCCCGUCCCAAAAACAGGCGCCCUGUAAAACUGUGUCCUGCACCCCUCAUGGGAGAGCAGUGCUUGUAGGCUGGCUUCACCCAUCAGGCGUUGAACCCAGAUUUUGGGGUUCCCUUUGAAAAACACCAACCAUAAGCCACUGCAGUGAGGAUUGAAAAGGAGCCUUGUGCUUUAAAACAAACAAAAAACCCCAAAACCAACUAAAAAGGCCUUUUUAUAUUUCAGUGUAAAGAAUGUUUUUGUUCUAUUAAUAUUAAUUCCAUUAACUUUUCUAUGGGAUGCAUGGCCUUGGAAAUGGGACAGGUAGGGAUUUUUAAAGGCUUUUUUUUUCUUUUUUUGCUGUUUGUACUAAAAAUUGUGACUCAGAGGUAUUAAAAUAUUUUCAGUCGUGGCCA
This is a messenger RNA of Corvus hawaiiensis (hawaiian crow), 1060 nucleotides long. RefSeq names its product claudin 19 (gene CLDN19). Gene Ontology annotation, cellular component: plasma membrane; bicellular tight junction. Gene Ontology annotation, molecular function: structural molecule activity. Lineage: Eukaryota; Metazoa; Chordata; Aves; Passeriformes; Corvidae. Gene Ontology annotation, biological process: bicellular tight junction assembly; cell adhesion. Bases 1 to 633 code for a protein of 210 amino acids. The transcript has 5 exons. The record is from RefSeq and is a predicted model, not a curated record.